Messenger RNA from Lactuca sativa (garden lettuce), 906 nucleotides. RefSeq names its product protein FAR-RED ELONGATED HYPOCOTYL 3. NCBI's taxonomy places the organism in Eukaryota, Viridiplantae, Streptophyta, Magnoliopsida, Asterales, Asteraceae. The record is from RefSeq and is a predicted model, not a curated record. Gene Ontology annotation, molecular function: zinc ion binding.
AUGGAUCCCAUUGACUUUGAAACAGCAUGGAAGUCAUUGAUGAAGGAUCACAAUCUGCAAGAUAAACAAUGGUUUAAAGACAUGUAUCGUAGACGGACUUCAUGGAUACUUGCUUAUUUUAAGGACAUGCCAAUGCAUAGACUGAUGAAAACGACUACCAGAACUGAAAGUGCGAAUUCGUUUUUUAAUAAGUACUCGCAUCAUGGGAAUUUCCUUUUGUAUUUCAUGGAGAUAUACAAAGGAGCAUGGAAUUGUUCAAUUGAUAGUGUAGAAAAUAUUAAUGGGUGGCAAGUAGUAAUGAUUACACAUUUGGACAAAAGAAGACAAGUGAAGACAAAGUGUAAGGUGGAACUAAAGUUGCCAGAAAAGGAAGUAAAAUGUACAUGCGAACUCUUUAAGCGAAUGGGUAUUUUGUGUCGACAUGCGUUUGCAGUUCUGAAGAAUAAUCACAUUGAGGAGAUACCCAAGCAAUAUAUUCUGUGGAGGUGGAGAAGGGAUAUCAUUUCUAGCCAUUUGUUGGUCAGUAAGAAUGGGCUUGCUGAAAUGGAAGAUGAAACUUUUAAAUUUUUAACCGAAGCAUAUAGUAACAUGGAGUACUGUCUGGAGCGUCUUCAGAAUGAUAAGGAAAAAUUAGAAGAUUUUGUGAAGACAACACGUACGAUGAGGAGGGUGUUUGAGCAAGAUCCGGUUAACACUAUUGCAUUGGAUGAAAGUGAUGAAGCUGUGUGUAGGCUCUUUGGGGUUAGUAUUCCAGAACACGUUGAUGUUAAUGUCCCACAAGUGAUACAUAAUAAAGGGAGUGGGACUAAGAAAUGGAUGGUUAGUGCAGCAGAGAGUACAGCUGCAUCUUCAAAAAGUGGUUCACAAAAGUGGACAGGAUGCAACUUAUAUGUGAAUCAUAAUUAG